GUUGAAUUAAUUUUACUCACAACAAAAUAUUAGCAUUUCCACUUCCGAUAUUUUGAAAGGUUUUAAGCAGAUCAUCAUGGUAUGAUGACUUAGAUGGAAGUAUAAUAGAGGGAUGAGUGACCCAUUGUCACAAAGAGGCCCUCCAAAGGGCAAAGUAGUCAAUCUAAGAGUGAAGUUCCUAGAUGACAGUGUUCAUGCAUUUCAGAUUACUAUCAAGGGAUUAGGAAAUGUAUUAUGGGAAGCUGUGGUACGGUAUUUACAACUGGUUGAAUCUGACUAUUUCGAUCUACAGUAUGAUGAUACACAUGGUGUUAGGUGUUGGUUAGACCAUGAGAAGGGUCUAUUGAAGCAGCUUCCAUCACCAGAUAGUCCCCUUGACUUCUGUGUAAAGUUCUACACACCAGAUCCUGGCUUACUUGAUGAAUUUACUAGGUACUUAUUUGCAUUACAGGUAAAAAAAGAUUUAUCUGUUGGACAAAUGGUUUGUAGUGAGAAUACUGCAGCACUUCUAGCAUCCUAUAUUGUUCAAGCUGAGUUGGGAGAUUAUAUCAUAGAAGAAUACAUGGACCAUACCUAUUUGAUGAGCAUGCCACAAUUUAUUCCAAGGCAGUCUGAAGGUCUACUGAAGAAAGUUAUGGAAUAUCAUAAACAACACAUUGGGGAAACACCUGCAGAAGCAGAAGCUAGCCUAGUAGAUGUUGCCAGGAAGGUAGAAACAUAUGGUAUCAGACUGAAUGCUGCCAAGGAUCAUGAAGGUGUAGCUCUUUACCUUGCUGUAGCGCACAUGGGCAUUUUAGUGUUCCAGAAUAAUACUAAAAUCAACACAUUUUCCUGGGCAAAGAUAAGAAAACUAAGCUUUAAAAGGAAGAAAUUCCUUAUUAAGCUACAUCCAGAUACCUAUCCAGGAAAAGCUAAGGGAUAUUAUAAAGACACAGUGGAAUUUUUCUUUGAAAGUCGAGAUGAAAGCAAGAACUACUGGAAGCAGUGUAUAGAGCACCAUGCAUUUUUUCGCUGUCACAUGAUCAAGAAAAUACCACGAAAUAAAACCAAGCUAGUCAGUAGAGGAUCAUCUUUUAGAUAUAGUGGUAGAACACAGAAACAGUUGAUGACAUAUGUCAGAGAAACUUGUGUCAAGAGUCCAUCGUUUCAAAGGUCCACCAGUGGUCGUAUUUCAUCAGGUAGUCGUAGUACAAGUGUCACACCUAAAAUUUCUGCCAAAAUGACUUUGAACAAUUCCACUGAUACCCACAACAGUACAGCAUCCAGUGGGUCACAUAUCUUAAGUACAGGGGCAGACACGCCCCAUGACAGAACUGAAGUGGUAGAUGUACAUAGUGCUGGCAGUUCACUAUCUGGUAGCCGUUCCCUUGGAUCACCAAAACCAGAACACAGCUCAACACCAGACGGGACAAUUGACACGAAGGCGUAUCUUGUCAGCGGAGGUGAGGAAGAAAGAGACUUGCCACCUCCAUACCCAUCUGUAGUAUCCAAACCACCUCAUGGCUUACGGCAGGAGGACAGAAAAAUGUCUGCUCCAGUGUUUGGUACAAAAGAAUAUCAGAAUGCUAGAGAUAGACAGAAUGAGAAUAGGUUAUCUCGAUGUGAUGAAGUAGAAAAUAUCCCAACUGUCGUACAGGAGGAACCAGAAAUGGAGGAGGACUUCCAUUGCCAUGUAAAUAGAACUGUAAGUCAAAAUGAUAACGCUAUGAUGGAAAGGGAUGAAUCUCCACCUCCUCCCCCACCACCUCCUUUGGAUGAUGACAUUCCCUUUACUCCACCCUGCUACAGGUCCACUCCACAACGAGACAUUGAUCAUGGUACAUCGAUAUUGUCAGAGCAUGAAGGACCAAGAAGUAAUGUCAGUGUCUUAUCAUCAUCUAGGACUGAGGACUCUGAGGAUGAUCAUAGAAAAAAGGCAAAGAGGCAUCUUGUAGAUAGAGCUUAUUAUAUUGCCAAAGAACUGUUAAUGACGGAGAGAACAUAUAAAAAAGACUUGGAGGUUAUCACAGUUUGGUUCAGGAAUGCUGCCUCCAAUGAAGAGACAAUACCAGAUUGCUUAAUUACAUUGUUUUCAUCGCUGGUUCCUAUCUAUGAAUUCCAUUGUGAUUUUCUCAAAGAGUUAGACCAGAGAUUGUCAAUGUGGGAAGGAAAGACAAAUGCUCAUAUGAAUGGUGACUAUCAAAGAAUAGGAGAUAUAAUGAAUGACAGCUUUAAUACUAAUGUACUAAAUAUGUAUAAACAUUACAUUGAUCAUGUGGAAGAUUUACUUACACAAGUACAGGAAAAUAUGAAGAGAAACAAAAAGUUUGAUCAAAUGUACAAAGAAUUUGAAUCUCAAAAAGUUUGUUAUCUACCCUUGAAUACAUUCUUUUUAAAACCAGGCCAAAGAUUACUUCACUACAGACUUAUUUUAGAACGAAUAACAAAGCACUAUUCCAUGGAUCAUCAGGAUUAUUCUGACUGUGAUGCUUGCCUGAAGAAUUUUACUGAUGCAGUUUCUGAAUGUAAAGACAGAAUGAAACUAGAAGAGAAUCUUCAGAAGUUAAUAGAACUGCAGAGAGAUAUGAUAGGAAUAGAUACUUUAGUCGAUCCUGAUAGAAAAUUUAUUCGAGAAGGAUGUUUACAGAAAUUUUCAAGAAAGGGAUAUCAACAAAGAAUGUUUUUUUUGUUUUCAGAUAUAUUGUUAUAUUCUAGUCGUACGGCAUCCUCCUUACUACAGUUCAAAGUUCAUGGACAGCUCCCUCUUAGAGGAAUGAUUGUUGAAGAAUCUGACCAUGCCAAAAUGGCUGUAGCAAAUAGUUUUGCCAUUUAUGGUGGAAAUAAAUGUAUACUUGUAGCUGCCAGUUCACAAGAAGAGAAAGAUAAAUGGAUAGAAGACUUGAAUGAAGCCAUAAUAUCAUCUGGAAAUAGAAAUGAUAGUAAACUUAAAUAUGCUAGUCUAAAAUCAUCUACAAGUUCAUCAGAAAAUGUUGAUGGUGAAACUCCAGAAAUAAAUGGUCAUGUACCAGAGAAACAAAUACAUCAUAGAUCUAAUACUACCAUGCAUGUAUGUUGGCACAGAAAUACAAGUGUUAGUCUCAGAGACCAUGAAAAAUCUGUCAAGAAUCAGAUGAGUGGUUACUUACUAAGGAAGUUUAAGAACAGCAAUGGAUGGCAGAAACUGUGGGUUGUCUUCACUAACUUCUGUUUAUUUUUCUACAAAACAUAUCAGGAUGAUUUCCCUUUGGCAAGCCUGCCGUUACUAGGUUAUGCAGUUAAUACACCUGAUGAAGAAGAUGGGAUUCACAAAGAUCAUGUAUUUAAAUUACAAUUCAAAAAUCAUGUCUAUUUCUUCAGGGCAGAGAGUGAAUACACAUUUGAAAGAUGGAUGGAAGUAAUAAAUAGUGCAACAAACAGUGCUAGAAGAAUAAGACUAUUUAGUAGACUGGACAGUCAGCAUGCUUCAUAGGGAUUGCUCAAUGUGUAGUACAAGGUUGUAUUAUGUUUUUGAAGAACUAGUGAAUUUUACAUAAUGGACAACCAGUCUACAGUUAGUAAUUUUAAGACUUUAAUUGAUGGCAGAUGUGAUGUAUUUGGGAUAGUUGCACAACCUCUUAAUAUUUUUUAUUUGAAGACCCUCGGAAAUAUUGAUAUCAAGUGUGGUACUUCAGAGUUUUAAAUAGGAAAUUUUUUUUUACUGUCAACCAUUUAAAAAAUGUCAAAUGUAAAGAUGAUUUUCAUUUAAUAUAUUCAUCUUUUCAGCACUCUGUAUAAGUGAGAGUAAGAUGAUAAUGAUGUCUAAAAUAUCAAAUAAAAUAUCAAAUACUGUUUAAGAUAAGACUUAUGUUGUUCCAGCUGAAAAUAAGUUUUUAUGUAUUGAAACCUACUUUUUUUACACAACUCUGUAAAUUGUUUAUUUACUAUUAUUGAACAAAAGAUUUGAAGUAUUACAAAUUCCAACAAACCAUACUCAAAUAAUUUAUAGUCAUUUACGAACUGCCUUUCCAUCCACAACUUUUAAACUGUGAAAGCAUAUUUUUAAUCAUCAUACGCUGAAAAUUAUGACAUGACUUAAAAACUUAUUUUUCAAUGCCUAAGUAAAAAAUAUCUGUUUUACAAAUUAUAUGUACAGAAAUAACUUUCCUUACAUUGCAUAGAAACUGUAGAAAGCACUGGAAAAAAUCAGAUUUUUUUCCUUUUUGGAAUUAAUUUCAGGAAAAUCAAUUGCUAACCUUAGUAAGAUUGUAACUGGAGUGUUACAUUUAACAGUAUAUAAUAUUUAGGCUACAACAUGGUAUGAGAUAGUCAUGAAAACAAAAGCCAGUAAUUCACAUAGAAGUGCCUUAGAUUGACUAGUAUUAUUAAUCCAUUUUAAUUGAUUUUUUGAAUAUUUUAUUCAUCAAGCAUUUAUAGCUUUAGCAGUUUUUGCCGCUUUGAUUUUUUGCUAUCUUCAUUUUUCGAUUUUUAAUAUUUUUCGAGAAGAUCAUUUGACAGCUGCUGCUCAGAAAAUUAUUUCAUUCAUGAAUCCAUUUUUAUUGUCACAAGAACUUGAACUUGUAACAUGUUUUUCAGGGAGGAAAUAUAGAAGUUCCUAGUCAUCAGUAAGAAAGUUUUGCCGAAAUUUUGCUUGCAUGCAUAAUAUUGUAAAACUCAUAGAUUUAAAAAGUGCUGAUAUAAAGACUUUUGAGAUUUGUUUAGUGUUGUUGUCCUUGCGUCAAACCAUUUAAUGUUUUAAAAUGCAAAAAAAAAAAAUACCUUGCUUAAAUGAGUACUGAAGUUCUAGUAUAUUGUUCACUACACUUUUACUGAACUUUGUCCAAACUUGACUGUAGGUUGUUGAAGGGAGAUAACAAUGUCAAGUUAAUUAAACGUACUUGAAAAAAAGAUAUACAAUGAGAUGCAUUUAUUUUUUUUUACAAAUAUAAAUAAAAUAAUAUUUAAUGCUAAUAUACGGUUGAAAUCAAAGAAGAAUUCCACCUGGCCCCUUUUAUAGUUCUAACAAACAUAUGUAUAUUGAUAACUUUUGGAAUAGUUCAUCAUAUAAAAUUUCUGAACUUUUAAUUUUUGAAAUUACACACAUUCUUUACUACUAGCAUAAAAAAUAAACUGUUCACUAAAACAGAACAUUGCUUUUGUUACCUUCAAAUGUUUUAUACCAACCAUUUGGCUUUUAAAUUUUGAUGAUUUUUAUAAUUAUAUCUAUAUGUUUUUGUGUAACAAUAUAGCAUUUAGCAUAGAAAGAAUAUAUGUUAAACAAAACAGUACAUUUAAAUGUUUAAAAUACUAUCUUCAUUUCUUUUCUGUACAAAUAUAUCCUUCUUACUGUGUUUUUCUGUAGUUGUUUGUGACAUUGAUUAUGUCUCAUUUUACAUUGGGAACAGAAGGCAAGAUACAUGUAUAAAUUCAUUUCAUUCUUUUGUGGUUAGUAUUCCAAUGAUACAUUGGAAAAGAUAUAUUUCAAGUAGAUUUCAAACCAUCAAAAUAAAAUUUAAGUUUACUUGUUUGAAAAAUAUUUGAUUUGACAAAGGUUUACAGUUGAAAAUGGUUGAUAACAUUUGAUUUGAAUGGUUAAUGAACAAUGUUCUUCAGAUACACCUUUAUUUCAGUUUCUUAUGUUGUGCUACUGAAAUUGAAUUUUACAAACACAAUAUUAUACUGGUACACCAAGAUGACAUUAUUCAGUUUAAUUAUGAUUCAACUUAAAGUAAAUUUUGAUAGUUAUUUGGCCAAAAACCUCAGUAAAAAAUGUUAUGAAAAUUUACAUAUAAACUUGCCUUAUUAUUAAAUAAUUGAUGUAUGUGGUUUAAUUUUUGUUGGUAUUUUGUUGACGUAUCUUGUGUUCAGAUGUGACAUAAAAAUAUUAAAUACAAAUAACACAUAAUUCCAUGAAAUGCAAUAUUGGUCUCAAACAGAAAUAUGAGAUGACACAGAUUAAUUUGUUAUUGAAGUGCAAAAAUCCUUGUGAUUGCAUGUAUCAUUUUCUAUUCAAAUUUCAGAUGCUUAAAUAUAUUUCUGUGUGUAGUGUUAAUGCUUAUCUGUGUACUGACACGGUCUGUCCUGUUUAAAUACACUUGUCUAUAAUAUACAAUUUCAUCUGUUACUUUCUUUCAUGAAAACUUAAUUAUAUGUUCUACAUUUCUUCAAAUAUUUUGUCUCAUUAUGAAUAUUUUCUUACAUUUAUUACAAAAACUUCAAGAAUUUUUUAAGAAUUUUAUCAGAAUUAUUACCUUCCUCGUACAGUACUGCUGUAAAAGACAAUAGUUUUCCCAACAUAUACAAUUUAAACACAGUUUUUGUAUCGCACAAUGUUUUAUUCCAUUCAUUUUAUGUACAGUGUAAAGAAUAUAUCUUCAUAUACAGACAUAGAUUUUAUAUUGUUAUAUAAUUUACACAAGUAUAAUAUUUAUUAUGGAAAUAAUGUAAAACACAGCUUUAUCCUUUUGGAGAAUUUUUUUAUUUUUUAUGUAGAAAUUGUAUAUUAGAAAUAUGGUUGCAUGGCAACAUCAUAUUUAUUUGUCUAUUUUCUCUCUUACAUUUUAGGGAUUUUAAGCAUAUAUGUUAAUAAACAAUUAAGGCUUGUUUUAUAGUUUUAGGGCAUUCAUAUUUAUUUAAAAAAGAAAACCUUGUCUAUUAAAUAUUGAACAUCUUUGUGAAAUGUUUCAUCAAAAGGAUUCUGUUGUUUAAUACAAGAAAAUUAGUGUAAAGGACAAGGUUCACUUUAGACCAAAUAUGACCUUGAAAUACAACUGUAUUAUAAAAUAUUAAAAUGGCCAUAACUUGGUUCUUAAAUGGAUCUAUUUCAAAAGCCUUACUACUAGGUUAAACACAUCUCUUCAUUAGAGUACAAUCUAGGCUUCAAAGUCAGCACAUUUUGGAUAUGUUGUCAUAAAACGAUGAUUUUGUGUAUUUUUCCGACCUAAAAGCUUGAGGAAACAUUUGGCCGUAACCUAGGAUCCAAAAUGUUCUGUAGCCAAAAGUUGUCAACGAUGAUAUUGAAUCCCUUGACACAAAAACAUUCUGGAUCAGGGGAGGCGGCCAAAGUAAAUUAUGUUAAAAACUAUUUAAAUUUAUUGAAAAUUUGACCAAAACUGACGUUACAACACAAAUAAUGCAUACUUGAGAGGUUAUUUCUUCGUCAUUUUUAAUGCGAUGUGCCAAAAAGAAGUUAUUUUGUGUUAAUAGUUAUGUCACAUCUAUUUCUAUGUGAAAAUUUUUAGUUUUUUGGCAGUAUUAAAAAAACAUCAAAUUUUUAGGGCCAAUUUUAACCCUUCGUGAACUUACUCCUUUGUUAGAUCUGUGAAGAACUGCAUGUUAUUCAGUGAUUAAAUUUCUCAUUGCUUUUAUCAUAACACCUAAAAAUGUGAUGUUUAUUAUAUAUAAACAUUGUAAGAACACUGUUACCAAUACACAGCGUCUGAUAUUACAUCACUGACAGAUGUUAUUGUCCCUGGUGAAGGAUCAUCGUUAUAUAGUGAUUAAUUUCACAGAGAAGUCAUCAAUCUUUACAAGUUUUUAAAUGAUUCAUACAAGGUGUUUUUGUUUGUUUAGAAAGAGGUCAAUGGCUAUUUUACCUUUAUCAAAUGGUGUACACUAUGAAUAAAUAAUGUACUUUUAUGAAAUGAUGUACACAUAUGAAUAAAUAUUGACUUUAAUUAAAUGAUGUACACAUACGAAUAAGUAAUGUUCUGCAUUUAAACAUUAAAAUAUAAGUUUUUUGUACCACAAUGUUUUUUUUUUUAAACUGUUUUGAAUGUUUUCAAAAUAAUGCAUGUUUUUUUAUGUUAUUCCUGAAUUUUAUACUUCUAAAAUAGAAUUUAACAUAUCAAUAUUAUUCAAGUCAGCAGAUUGGUAACAAUGAAAUAUGUAUUACCUCAGUGUAUAUACGGUAUAUAUUAAGGGGCACUUUUUAUAAAUCUUUUGUUCAGUUUAUGCUCUUAUUGUAACAAGUAUCAAGAUGUUUUAUUUGAAGGAAUAAUACUUAAAAUGUGUAACUUUUGAUUUUGACAAUGAUUGAAAUUUUCAUCAGGUAGGAUUUUUUAAAUCUGUAAUACAUUUUGUAGAAAACUAAGAGCUUUGUGCAAAAAAGUUUAAAAAAAAAUAAAAACUGUGGCAUUUAGCUUUCAUCAGAUCUGUUUCUAAGUUGAGUUAGAAUUCAUUGAUGGGAUAAACAUUAUUAUUACACACUGAUCAAAUUUAUAUAAAUCAAUUUUGUACUAAGUAGUAUUAAGAUUGCAAUAAGUUCUUGUUUAUUUUUGUCAAUUCACUUAGACAUUAAACGUUUGGUAGGAUAUCUUUUGGUUGUAUGUAAAGUAAUUGUUAAGAAAUUUGGUAGGAUGUAUUUUGGUUGUAUGUAAAGUAAUUGUAAGAAAUUUGGUAGGAUAUCUUUUGGUUGUAUGUAAAAUAACUUUUAUCUGUGGUAACUCACAAUUUGUUCACUGUCACUAAAAUCUCUAAUAAAUAUAAAAACUAUAUGUCUGUAUCUAUCAUAGGAGAUUUAUUUUGAUUUGGUGCUUAAUAAUGUAUAUAGGAGUCAUUACAUUGUACAUUUAUCAUGAGAAAUAAAACAUCAUCAGAUCUG
This is a messenger RNA of Mytilus californianus (California mussel), 8557 nucleotides long. RefSeq names its product FERM, ARHGEF and pleckstrin domain-containing protein 2-like. Gene Ontology annotation, molecular function: cytoskeletal protein binding; guanyl-nucleotide exchange factor activity. The record is from RefSeq and is a predicted model, not a curated record. NCBI's taxonomy places the organism in Eukaryota, Metazoa, Mollusca, Bivalvia, Mytilida, Mytilidae. Bases 113 to 3448 code for a protein of 1111 amino acids. The transcript is spliced from 29 exons. Gene Ontology annotation, cellular component: cytoskeleton.